Messenger RNA from Anopheles bellator, 13549 nucleotides. It is a transcript of the gene puf, whose product is annotated as ubiquitin carboxyl-terminal hydrolase puf. The record is from RefSeq and is a predicted model, not a curated record. Lineage: Eukaryota; Metazoa; Arthropoda; Insecta; Diptera; Culicidae. The transcript has 18 exons. Gene Ontology annotation, cellular component: nucleus; cytosol. Gene Ontology annotation, molecular function: cysteine-type endopeptidase activity; cysteine-type deubiquitinase activity. Gene Ontology annotation, biological process: protein deubiquitination. The coding region runs from base 1 to 13260 and encodes 4419 amino acids.
AUGUGCGAUGUUUGCUCCGGGUUUCUGAAUCUUCUCGUUUCAUAUGAGUCGCGGCUUAAUGGCAACAAUGACACGGAACAUCCUGUGUUCCCCCAAAAGCGCGAGGUGGAAACCGUGCUCAACUACAUACAGACGUGGCCGAACCGACAGUGCAUGUGUUGCUAUAGGGAUGUGAAAAACUUCGAACGAUUCAAUCUAGUAGUGCAGGCGAUUGUCUAUUUUACGGUGUAUCAGCUGAAGAACAUCCGUAAACUGCUGGCCCAAAAUCAACUGCAAGCUUCAGCGGCCUCGAGUGCGACGGCGGGAAUUCCAUCGGAGCCGCCGGUGCCCACAAAAGACGCGAUCACGGGCAGCGAGGGAAACGACAAUGUAGCGAACAAUGAACGAACGAAGCCAAGUGAUGCUCCGGUGUCGAAUCUAGAGCCGUCGGUAAACUCUGAGGAUCGCAUCAAAGAUGGAAGCCACCGGGAGUCAGAUAGCACCGCGGAGCAGACCGACGGGACACAGGAAAGCGAUAAGCAGGUGGCCUCCUCUACCUCGAGCAAUCAACGCACGGUGGACGAAGUGUGGACACUGGUGGACGUCGAAAAGUUGCUGAUCCUGGUAUCGAAAGUAUUCCUGCUGAACUUCCCACUGUACGUGGCCUACAAGCACGGAGUGCAUGCCCGCCUGGACGAAGUUUCAGCGCAGGAGGUGCAAACGCUGAGUAUUUUCUGCGAUCUGCACGACAGUGAAAUUCCGGCGUUCUUGUUGCGCAACGUGUCCCUGUUUUGCAACUACGCCGGCUUCGACGUGAUGAUACAGUGCUUCGAUCAGCCCGGUCUCCCGGUAUCAACAGCGCACGCCAUAACGGCCACCAGUUCCAACAUCAAGCUGUGGAUCAACUACCGUUCGAUCGUCCAACUAUUCAUUCCGUUGCGCGUGAAAGUACUGCAGUACAUGUGCCGCCUAUCCGACCAGGAUCUGCGUUCCCCGGCUACAAAGUCAAUGGCCGACUUCAUGUGGACCGCCAUCAAGGACCCGCUCGAUUCCCAGAUCACCUUCGACACGGAGGGGCUGGCGCUUGCGUUCAAAUACUUCACGUCGUCUACCUUGACGAUGCGGCUUGCCGGCAUGGCACAAAUUAACGCGCACAUCAACAUGUUCAAUGACAUCUGCACCUCGGAGACGGUUUCCGAGGUUGAGGCCGUUGGGCUGAAGCUGGCCAACUGGUUGACCGAGAAUCAGAUCAUCUCCCACCUGUUCGGUCCCAACCUGCACGUCGAGGUAAUCAAACAGUCGCACAUAGUGCUCAACUUUCUGGCAGUCGAAAAUCAGAUCACCGAAGAACAUGUGAGUUUGAUGUGGCAGGCCGCACAGCUGAAGCACUGCUCCAAGACGAUCUACGACAUUUUGCCCUCGCUCGUGAAAAAUCUCGCCCCCAAACCGGCGGGCCAUCUCUACGCGCUGCUCUGUCGGCUCGAUCCGAAAGAGCACACCGAGCAGAGCAUCUACAUUGCGUCGGCACUGACGAAACUUAUUUGGAUGCGAGACUGUUCGCGACAAACGCUGAUCGAUAUGAGCAAGUCCGUUGGUGCUGGUUUCGGCUCAGAGAUCAUUGCGAACCGUGGCGACUACAACGAGCUCCCUUCGAGCUCGGAGAACAGUGUCAGUGUCGAUGGAAGUAAUAGUGACGAGGAACAUCCCGAGGAAGAUAGUUCGGAUGUCGAGGUACCACCGCAUGCUUCAGUCACUGGCCACAAACCUACGGCGCUACUGGGACCGCCGGACACGCGUGAAGGCGAGUCAGACACGGGAGCGCCACCCUGCAAGCAGGCCCGUCAUAAGAACUGCUGCGACGAAACCGAUGAUGGCCUGAAGGUGGAACCUGACAUUUAUGAUGUUCAUCAGCGAAUGAAGGAAAAAAUGCGAAUCCCUUUAAUGACACGAUCGAUGGCCGCGUUCAACGAGGACGCCACAAGCAGUGACGAGUGCAUUGAUGUAGACGAAACCUUUCUGCUUCGCAAAAAGCUGCGCAAAAAGCGGCGAAAGAUCAGCGGUCUCACACGCAAAGAGCUUCAAGAGUUGCAGGAAAGUGUGUCCGAUGUGGAGGACAGCGAUCUGCUGGCCGCCAUGCUGCCCGAUAGCGAUUGUAGCGAUAACAACAUGCAAACGUCCGUACUGCGCCACAUUCAGCAUCAGCAGCAGCAAAAUAGUGGCCUGGGAGUGGUUGCACAUGGAGCACUGUGUGCAGGACCUCUAGGGAUUCCCGGUAAUAGUGGCAGUGGCAGCGGCGGCCCCGGUGCCGGUCCCAGUGCCGGUUCCCUAUCCGAGCGGGAGGCAAUGUUGGUUGGCCGAGCAAUGAGCAACAGUGUGGUAGGAAGACGCGAGCCGGGCACCGACGAGGUGACCAGUUUCAUGGGUGCGAUAGGCGAGGGGCAUUUGAUCAAUUUUCUCAACGAGGCUGACAACGAUGGUAGCUGCUCGUCGCCGUUGAGCAACAAAUCGGAGAAAAAUAUGGCCGAUUUCGAUGAUGAGGAGUCACCGUGCGACGAAGAGCUGGCACAGCUGGCGGCGCGCGCCGAAUCGUUGCACGCGUCAUUUCCGAUACCACGGCCACGGUCGAUUGGUGCCGUGUCGGGUCCUCCAUUACGAUCGUCCGCAUCGGCAUCGGGGUUAGGCUUGGUGAAGCACGCUCACUCUUCGCACUCACCAGGUGGUUUAACGAGAAGUGUGCCCAUAAACGGUGGCAAAGGGCCAAAGGGACCCUCGACCAAGACGAAGGACAUCUUGCAGGCUACGGCAGCGCUCGCUGCUUCAGCCGCAAGCGUCGGCGGAGGAGUCACAGUGGGCAUGGGAGCCACGGUGGGUGUGGGCUUGGGAGCCACCGUGGGCGCCCCUUAUCGAUUUCCGGACGUUUGCCACCCGGGGAACACUCUUUUGUGGGAUCUACUUCAAGAUGAUAAAAUUGGUCAACUGGGCGAAUCGAUUGCACUGGAAGCGGAGAAGGUGCUCGGCACGUUGCUCUGCUUUCACACAGACAAAAACAUUCGCACGCGGUUCAUCGAAGGGUGUUUACAAAAUUUGGCGGAAAACCGCAGCGUGCUCACGAGCCUGAAGCUGUUACCGAAGUUGUUUGCGUCGUUUCAACAGUUUCGCGAUGUUACGACACACCAGGUGGUGCUGUGGUCGGAAAGGCAGCAUCGGAUGAUGUACCAUUUCUUCAACAAUCUGAAGUACUACACCUCAAUCGUGCGUGGCACCGCGGCCGAAGGCUCCUUUCCGGUUGGUGCGAACGCGCCACUCUACUCGCACGUGGCACAGAUCCAGGUCCGCUUGCAGUUUCUCUCGUCGGUGUUCAGCGACGUUGGUUCGCCGCGCAACUUCCGCCUAACGCUGAACCAGGUAGACAGCCUGUGGGCCUGUUUGGCGAAUGAUUUGGAGUGCAGCGAUUGUCUGUUCGCGUGGCUGCAGGCGCAGGUGAAAGGAGGCGAUACGCACGCCCUGGGCCUCAACGCUGUGCAGCAUUUGUACUUGAAGCGUCUGGCGGAGCUGAAGCCGGAGGGCAUCUCCAUGAUAGCGCUGGGGCUGUUCCAGCAACUGUUUACGCUCGGUCGUGAGGAGUUGUUCGGGCAGCCGGUGGAAGGCGCAAAUCGCGAAAGUGACACCAUUGGGAUGGAGCACCUCUGGAAGAUUGCGCUGCGGGCGACCAACACAGACGUGUCGCUAGCGGCCAUUCAGUACAUCAACACGUACUACAUGGAGAAGCAGCUCAAGUUUGAACAUCAGUUCGUGGCGCAAUGCAUGACCCACCUUUCGCAAGCGGUAGAAGAACUGAACCAGCAUUCCGACGGUGGGGCCACGACAGAGUACGCGCUCAUGUGCGUGCAGCGUGCGCUGAUGCUACUCAACACCCAUCUGGAGACAUUUCGCCGGCGCUACGCGUUCCAUCUUCGGCGUUGGGCGCUGGAGGGCAAAGAGAUAGGUGCUCCGAGUGCCCUUCGCACAGAAGGUCCGGGACCUCCGAUACGGAUAAUACUGCAGCCGGCCGGAGUGCCCGAUAAGUCUGUUCUCCAUCUGCACGCCAGCGAUCUCGUCGCCGAUCUCAAGGCAGAAAUUGCCAAAUGGUGGGAAACGCCUCCGGAAGACAAGGAGUCCGUUGGUGUAUCAGGCGAGGGUAUCGGCAACAUCCCUGUCCCCAACUGUACCCCAACCGAAGCUAAGACGACGCCCGGUGGCAACACCGCUCCGGUACUGGGCUUGCUGCUGAACGAUGGGCCACUACGCAUUAUAACACAGGGCCAGGAAAUAACGUCCGAGUAUGAUGAACGCAGUCUGGCCGAUGUCGGCUUCAAGGACAAUCAGAUGGUGUACGUGUCACUCGGCGGACGGAGCGGACGUCGCCGGGAGCAAACGGAGCAUCCAUCAAUGCUUCCACCGCCACCGAAAGACUGCCUGCCGACGUUGCUGCUCCUGAAGCCUCCGUACUUUGAGCAGCUGUUCCGAUUGAUGCAGACGUUGGGCGACAUGAAGAUAAGCUCAACUGGCGACCGCUGCCAACCGAACACCAAGGCACAGCUGCUUUCGCGCCGGGUAUGGGACAUUCUGGCCAUGCUACCUACGUGUCCGUCGUUUUUGGGCACACUGAAAAAUCUUUCCUUCGAGUGUGCUGAUCAACAGCAGCGGCACCGGCAACACGCAGAGGAGCCGCCCACGGAAAAUGGCCACCGUCCGAAGAUCACGCCACAGCUGAUAUGCUACACGUUGGAAGAAAUACUCGAUCCACGUAAUUUGCAAAAGUUUAUGUACGCACUGCACAUCGUCGAAAGCUUGUGCAAGUCCAAGUUUGUUGGCGCCUGCUGUGGCGGUGGCUUAGCCGCCCCUGUGAAGCCCGUUCCGUUCGGCGGACCCAGUGGACUCGGUUGCAGUAGUCCUAGUACGAGCGCAAAAACACUGUCGGUCAAAAAUCAACUGAAGCUCAAGAUAUCGACCGCAAAAUCAAUGAAGAUGGCAGCAACUCAAUCAACCGGUGCACGAUCGCUCGAUCCGGCUUCAUCCGGAGUGGAGCGGAGUGACAUGAAGCGUAUCGCCGAAGGUCCCACCGAUGCGGAGUCAACGAAACAGCAAAUCGCCACCGAGUACGAUCGUCUUGACGAAUCGUUCAAAACACCGCAGCAGGAAGCUCGGAUAGGCGACGUUCAACAGCCGCCAGUUUCGGAAGGGGAAACCAACGUGCACGACUCGGAACCAUCGCCUGCAGCGGUGGCUGGGCCGGCGCCAGCUGCCGGAGACAACAAAAGGGCCGACGCGCCCGGCCCAACCGAGGCAAUCGAAUGGAGUGGCGAGUUUAUAAAGUGCGGUGGCCUCGCCCAUCUCUAUCGCAUCUUCUUAUCCGGUGUGUUACAAAAACGGGCCGAUGGUUCGGACGGUGACGAGCUGAACGAGUGGCGCCACGAUUGUUUGGCCUGGCUGCUGCGGGUGCUCUGUCUGCUCGGCGUGGAAGACCUGCGGGGAGAGAGCGAAGGGGUCAAAGUUCCCUCGCUCAAUCGGGCAACUCUGGCGCUGCUAGAGGUGCGACCAACGCUCGAGCGAAUCGCUUCGAUACUGAACGAGGAAUCUUUGCCGCUCAAUCCGAACCUCUACAAAACGGGUCUGUUCGGGCGACCGCAGGUCAUACACUACGCAAUGAACCUGCUCGUCUGCUAUGCGCACUCUUGCCCGGAGGUGCACCGCACACUGUGGACCAUAGACGCCAACUCGCACUGGUUGCAGCGUCUCAUACUCGACGACCCAGAACCGGCGGUACGGCGGGAGGCCUGCGCGGCGCUCUAUCGCCUGUGUUUGGGCAACUCGCAAACGUACUUCGAACUGAUGGCACCGCUGCUGUCGAAGUUAGUGGCGCUUCUGCCGGUGGCAGAAAACAUGAAGCCACAGAGCCUGCUGGGCGGUGGCCCGUCGACCGUUGCCGGUAUCUACGCCGCGCUGCUUUCAUCCGGAGAUGAGGGCAAGGAACCGUACGGUCCAGCUUGUAGGGACUACUUUUGGCUGCUGUGUCGCCUGGUCGAAUCGCUGUCGCCGCAGCCAUUGAAGGCAGGCAUUAUGGCCGAUGGUGGUGGCAUGCAGCAGAUGAACGCGAUCGGGUUGGACGCGAUGUGCCAGCAGGUGGCCCGUAGUGUUCUGCAUCGGGAUCAUCUGGAAAGUCGGCACGGCAGCCCGGACGAUGGGCUUUUCGGGCUACUCAACCUGAUGGCCAACUUGCUGAAGUUUGACCCACCGUUCAAGUUCAGUCUCGCCGGCCAGGACUUUAUGGUCAGCGUGUUCAGUUGCCUGUUCGAGCUACCGUCGCCGGAGGACCGCGAGAAACCCAAGUGCAAAAGCCACAAUGCCCGGGCGGCCGCUUACGAUUUGUUGGUCGAAAUGUGUCACAACGCACCGAAAAACUACCUGCUGCUCCACGGCAAGCUGAUGCAGCAGCACCGAGCGGGCCCUCAUUCGCCCUACCCGUGGGACUACUGGCCCCAGGACGAGGGGCGCUCCGAGUGCGGUUACGUAGGACUCACGAACCUAGGGGCGACUUGCUACAUGGCCUCCUGCAUUCAGCAUCUCUUCAUGACCCCACAAACCCGGGACGCCAUUUUGGCCAUCGCGACCGAUGCCCCGCAAAAGCAUAAGGCCACCCUGUACGAGCUGCAACGCAUGUUCGCGUACCUGAUGGAGUCGGAACGGAAGGCGUACUGUCCGCGCUCGUUCUGUCGUGUCUACCAGAUGGACCAUCAGCCGCUGAACACGGGCGAACAGAAGGAUAUGGCCGAAUUUUUCAUCGAUCUCGUCUCGAAGCUCGAGGAAAUGACGCCGGAGUUGAAAAACCUCGUCAAGCGCAUCUUUUGCGGUGUCAUCAGCAAUAAUGUUGUGUCCUUAGAUUGUGGCCACGUGAGCAGAACGUUGGAGGAGUUCUACACCGUCCGGUGCCAGGUGGCGGAUAUGCGCAAUCUGCACGAAUCGCUCGACGAGGUGACGGUAAAGGACACGCUCGAGGGCGACAACAUGUAUACGUGCUCACAGUGCGGCAAGAAGGUACGGGCGGAGAAGCGCGCCUGCUUCAAGAAGCUGCCGCAAAUCCUCUGCUUCAACACGAUGCGCUACACCUUCAACAUGGUCACGAUGCUGAAGGAGAAGGUGAACACACACUUCUCCUUUCCGAUGCGGCUGGACAUGUCGGGGUACGUGGAGAAAACGCUCAUGCCACAGCACUACCAGGAGGAGAAGCGCAAGUCGCAGAUGCGGCGCUCACACUCGCGCAACGUUAGCGAAUCGUCGACGACGGAGGUAGCGAUGGGCAGUAGCAGCAGUAGCAGCAGCAGCACGACGAUGCCAGGAAACGAUGAUAGUAGCAGCAGCACCGGUAGUAGCAACGGCAACCCGACGGGCGGUGCAGGUGACAGAAAGCAGCCGCAUGAUGAUGGCGAUAUGGCGAAGAGUGGAAGCUUGGCCGAGGAAGAGAGAAGCCCCGAAAAGACAGUGAACCUCAACGAAAACGGGUCCUCUAGUAACGAUGGAAGCAACGAUCUGCAGCGCCAACAGCAGACGAUGGACGAGGAAGACUCGGAAGAUUUCAACGAACACUACGAGUACGAUCUGGUCGGGGUCACUGUGCACACCGGCAACGCCGACGGUGGCCACUACUACAGUUUCAUCAAAGAGCGCAACGAGGACGGCGAUCCGAACCACCAGGAGCGCUGGUUCCUGUUCAACGAUGCCGAAGUGAAGCUGUUCGAUCCGUCGCAAAUUGCUGCCGAGUGUUUCGGUGGCGAAAUGACGAGUAAAACGUAUGAUUCGGUGACGGAAAAGUAUCUAGAUUUUAGCUUCGAAAAAACAAACUCCGCGUACAUGCUGUUCUACGAGUGGCGCUCGAACAAGGGUAAGAAUGUGCAGCGCGAUCAAGUGGAUCAACAACUGCCUGCGGCCGAGAAACGAUCCAACGCUCUCCACCCGGCACCUGUCGUCUUCGAUAGUAGCGGGUCGCAACAGUCACGAACCGCCGCUACUUUGCCAUCAGCGAAAAGCACUUCCAUCGGCACAUCCAACACAAGCAGCCCCACCAUUACCGCUUUGUCUUCUACCACCAAGAGUUCCGCUACCGUUGCCCUCGCAGCUAGCAGGGGGGCGUCGGACGAGGUGAUUAAGAAGCAGCGAGGUGCUGCGAAGCCGUCAUCGGCUUCGCUGAUGGAUGUGCCAUCGGUUGUUGCACCAUGCGAAGCAUUAAAGCCCGAAACGAGUAGCGUACGUGAACAAGAGACUGAACAAAAUCAACAACCUAGUGAACUAGCUAAGCAAAAACAUACUAAUCUAAGUAAAUGUGAUAUAGAUAAUAAGAACGCUACUAGCACUGCUAGGAAACCUCCAUCACACCCGUCAUCGUUAGCCACGGUGACCGUAAGUCCCGUCCCGUCGAUAGCAUCGAUCGCGAGCACCGCCUCACUUUCGCCGGCCUCGACCGCUUCGACCGCGUCGGCUGCCUCGAGCUGCGCUGCUCCGUCUAUCGCUGCACUACACCCGCUGGUCGUUCCCGCGAUAUCGCCGGCAUCGUCAUCGACGCCCGCGUGUAUGGGUGCACUCGGGACGGUGCCGGUCAUGGGCUUCCCGGGCGCAGCAUCAUCGCCUGCAGCCGCCAUGCUUCACGGUGAGCCGGCACCUUCCAGCUACUCGUCGAUAUCGUCGCUAUCAGCACUGACGGCCACCGUGGGUGGAAACAUUGGUCUACCGAUGGCUGCCGUCGUUGGACAAACGGCAGGGCCCGCGUCACUGCACACUUCACCCCACGUGGUUGUACUGCAGUCAUCGUCACCAGGCUGCUCGAGUGGCACGGCCGUCAGCGGUAGUAGUAAUAGCGGGAGCGGAGGUUCGCUCGUUGUCAAUCGAAUCAGUACGACUAAUAAACGGCUCCGGCGCAGACCACUUUCGAAGGAGCUCGAAGAAUGGAUAUGGCAGGACAAUCGCCACUUUCUGCAGGACCGCAACAUAUUCGAACACACCUACUUCAACUUCAUGUGGCAAGUGUGUGGCCACAUACCUCAAAGUUUGCUCGCACUCCCCGACAUAACGUGCAUCGCUGCGCAACUGUCUGUGUCGUUUUUCAUCGAAACGUUCAUUCACGCAAAAGAAAAGCCAACGAUGGUGCUGUGGGUCGAGCUGCUCACGAAGCAAUUCAACGCGAGUCAGGAAGCGUGCGAAUGGUUUCUCAGCCACAUGUCCGCUGAGCCGUGGUGGCCAGUUCAAGUGCUGAUACAGUGUCCAAACCAAAUGGUGCGUCAAAUGUUUCAGCGGCUCGUGAUCCAUGUCAUUCAGCGUUUGCGGCAAACCCACUGCACUCUCUAUCUGAAGGCGGAAACGGAUGUAGAUGGCAACGAAAUCAUUGGCAGUGUGUCGUGCGUUACACGCUUCAUCAAAUCGCUCAUCAUGCUGAUGGAGCACGGCGCCAAGGCGCACUCCAGGCAUCUGUCGGAGUUUUUCGGGCUGUUAUACGAGUUCUCUCGGAUGGGCGAAGAGGAGGCGGUCUUUCUGCUACGCAUUAACGUCAUACGCAGUGUGGCCGAUUUUUAUCUCGGUCACAAGGGGCAGGAAUGUAUCGACGCCAGUUCGGAUAACGAGGAAAACUCUUCUGAUGAAACGCUAGCCGUGGAUAAGUCGAGACCGGCGUCGUUGGACAAGAUGAUCGCGCUCGUCGCCUCGCUCGUAGAGCGUUCACGUGGUCCUGACCUACGCUUGCACCUUUCCGCUCGUGACUACAACGCCAUUGCCGGUGGCAAAGGGUUCCCGUUUCUCUACCAGCAGAUCAAGGACAACAUUAACCCGCACCAAACCCGCCAUCUAAUUCACGCACUGUGCCGCUGUGACGAACGGUUGGCCAGUCAGAUCAUAGCAAUGCUGUUUACCGCCGUUACCAAGCACACUGAACUGUGCGGACCAUUUUUCAAGCUGCUAACACUGCUGACGGAAUCGUCUGGCGGUCCAUCCGGCUUGCCGUGCUUCUCGCAGCUCGUGCUGCAGCGCGUCUGGGAUGCGGCCGAAUACUGCCCCCAGUCGGCGCUCGACUGGUUGGCCGUGCAGGCGCCGCGCAAUAAAAUCGCUCACACCUGGAUUCUGCAGUCUGCGGAGAGCUGGGUGGAAACGUUUCUGCUCGCGCACGGCAACGCACGGGUGCGCAAUGCUGCUGCCCACCUGCUGGUGUCCCUAGUGCCUUCGCAAAGCUUCCGCAACAAUUACCGUGCCACGUCGCACCACAAGCUCUCGAUACACGUGUUCCAGCAUCGGGAGAUCUCCUGCGAAGCGCAGAUUAUACUUCACACUAUUCUCAACCUGCUGCUGCUGUUGCUGCGUGCGGCCCGCAACUACACGGACAUUAGCGUCCACGGAACGACCAAGCUGACCGCAUAUUUCAAUCUGUUGACCUACUGCUUGGUGUCAAAAACAGAGAAGCUUAUGGUGGGACCACAUCUACGGGUGCUCUGGGAACUGUUUCACCCGCGGCUUUCUGAGCCUGCGGUACCCGCCCAUCACAACAAGCAAGCUUUGCUAGCGUUCUGGUACCAAGCAACGCAGGACUGCCCAGAAAAUGCCAGCCUCGUCGCGAACUGUCCAGACAUUACGAGGAACAUCGCAUUUAAUUACAUUCUAGCGGACCAUGACGAUACGGAAAUAGUAACGUACAAUCGGGCGAUGCUGCCGGUUUACUAUGGUCUGCUACGGAUGUGCUGCCAGCAAAGUCGCCUGUUGACCCGUCAACUGGCCGCUCACCAAAACUUGCAGUGGGCGUUCAAGAACAUUACGCCCCACCCGACGCAGUAUCCAUUGGCGGUGGAUGAGCUGUUCCGGCUGAUGAACCUCUUCGCUCAGCGGCAACCGGACGCAACCGAAGCCGAGCAGCGCGAAGUAACAAUGUUUCGCCGGACCACGCUGACCGCCUACCUAAGCGGACUGGAUGCGCGCGUUUCAUGGGGAACGCUUAUAGCGGCCCUACGGAUGCUGGUCGACAACGACGAAGAUCGGAUGUACGUCGUGCUGAACGGUGGCAUCACGCUUUGCUUCGACGCACUGCACACGCUGCACUCGAUGUACCACGAGGCUACGGCUUGUCACGUGUUUGGCGAUCUCCAGGAGCUGCUGACGGAGGUGAUCCUGUUGGUGAGCACACUGCGAAUCAAUUGCCGCGAGCAGAAGAAACGAAUGCCACCCACCCUGCUGAAGGGGUUGCCGGAUGCGAUCCGUCGGUUGGCAACUCUCCUGAAUACGUUCAAUCCACCGGAAAUGCGUAAUCUCGCGUUGGAGGUGCUGAAGGAGCUGGUCAAGUGUGCUCCGGCGGACAUUGUCACUACGGUUUUGGUUCCGCUGCUAACCAACUGUCACGCUCCGCAUGUGCACCAUCUGGUGCAGCAGACAGCAAACAACACCGCGGGAGCAGCGGCCCAUGUCGCCGCGUCCGUUGGCCCGUUGGGGUCGUACUUCCCGCGUCGGGGUGUCAAAGCGGCAUGGCCACCGGUUUCGAAGAAUACACCCCGUCCGCCGCGGCCAAUGGUGCAGAUGAACAUUCCACAGUCACAGAUCUGCGAAAAGGGAUUGGAUAAAGAUUUCGAUCUGGCGUUGGAAUUGUUCUACCGUCCCUAUCAUGAGUUUCUUGACAUUCUGUUCCGGGUGGCGGUAACGACGAACUACUUUAGCGAACCGUUCGUCCAUUUAUCGCUGCUGGCCGGCAUCGAGGCGGUCGUGUUACACUUUAACAUUUUCCCCAAGUUUUGGGUUGGCAUCUACAACAAUAAAACUACGCACAGAUACUCGGAAAUGCUGAUCAAAAAUCCACUGCUCAUCGACUACAUCGACAAUGUGCUGAGGGACGAACGAUUGUCGCUAAACGAUCCGAUUAUAGCGAACCUCAUCGAGAUCUACUAUCCGAAGAUAAAGUCACGGCUCGUAGUACCCCGGCUGCUAGAGUCCAUCUGUCAGCUGCUGCCGGAUAAGGGCAACCUGGAGGACAUUUGUGGAGACUUGCAAGCCAUCCGUAUCAUCGGCCAGCGCACCGGAAUUCCGAACAGUGUGAAAGGCCCGCUGCAACACUCAUUGAACACGGUGCUGGCAAAGUUCAAGGACGAAAUUUACAGUGAUGAGGAAACGCCUCCCAAAAAACGAAAAGUCACCGUGCCACACAUCACGAUCCACCCGGUUGUACGGUCGGAAGGUGACAGCGAGUGUGGGGUCCCUUCAUCAGCAUCACAGUCUGCCGGCAUGACGUCAACGGCACUCGGUGCGAAACCUUCACGAUUGAAGGAACCGAUUUUACCGUCGAUUGAAAUCACCGUGCAGUGCAACAAGCAGCUGCAACAAAGUUCCGCAAGUGACGAGAUUAGUGGCCCGAGCACGAUCAAACCUUCAACCGGGGCGAUCGGUGACCCAAUCGGUGAGGCACCGUCGUCGACCACCAGCGUCGCGUCAACCAAGGGCGUCGUAGUGAGCCCGACGGAGGGAGGCAAAAAGUGCGAACACGACAUGACACCGCCGACCCCGGUGCAAAGUAAAGAGCAGUCCGGAUCGGACAAUAGUGAUAGCAAACUGGUGCCACCAAUUGAACAGCAAGGAGAAGCGUCGGUGCCGAGCGCCAAGGAGACACUCGUUACCGAUGUAGCCGUUGGCCCUCUGGUUCCCUCUGGUGCCGCUGCGGACCAGCAGCAGAAGCAGCAAAAACAGCAGCAACAUUAUUUGCGAAACUUGGUGAAAGACAUCGAAAGUCAUAUCGAACUCAUUUUCGAGUGCUUGGAUGAUGAGGACGAACACAAUGCUGUCGGGCGGGAAGCUGAAAAGACGUGCAACCAGCGGGGCGACGAUGACAGGGAAAGCUCAGUCGCCUGCUUGGAUCAACCGCUUUUGGCAAAAAUCAAAACUGCUUCAUCUCCUGCCAUCCUCGAUCAGCAACCCAUGUCCAGCGAAAAGGUUGUUUCACCGGCCGAGAGCAGCGGGGUCCGCGAGCAAUCCGGAACCGUCGGUCAAAGUUGGCUCUCAACCAGCAACGAAGACCAACAGUGCGGAAGUCCGAAAAAGAUGAAAAAACUACCUUCGACAAACGAGCCAGUUGCUAAGAAGAACGAAGCAGAAAAAGGCGACGCUGAUGGCGGCGGUGGCAGUGCUGUCGAGGAACCAUCAGCAGCAGACGGCGGCGAUUGUCGUGCGGUGUAUGCGUUGCAUGAGCAGCAACCGCAGACUGAAGCAACCGCUGCUAUCGAAGGAAACCCCUAGAGUGACGAAAAACAAAGCCAGGUUCUUUGAUACUGAUGUUAUCAUCCCUAGAUAACAUCAUUAGGCGUUGGGUUUUUGGUAACGGGAGUCGCUUUUGCGGAUAGGCAACACAGAUUUGUUUCAAAAACGAAUUAUUCAUACAGACACAGUAGUAUAGGCAGGCGACAUUUUAACCCAUUUUCUUCUUUCUCCCGUCUAAUAAUAUGCUUUUCCGUCGUGACGGCCAACGAAAUAAUUUCUCUACCACCGUGAUUAAUUUCUAUUAUCGUCAUUAUUAAUAUUAUUAUCA